Molecule: messenger RNA, 525 nt
Organism: Prorocentrum cordatum
Lineage: Eukaryota; Dinophyceae; Prorocentrales; Prorocentraceae
Source: the annotation of a GenBank genome assembly
AUGCUCGACGCGGUCGUGUUCCAGCAGGUGCUGACCAGCAAGGCUCAUCAGGGGACGAUUGGAUUCGACGUGUCCCGAUACGCGGCCGCCUUCAUCGAGCUCAUCAAUUACCAGCGGCGGAUCGCCUCGAACACUGACGUGGGUUCCACGGACAUCAGCGAGCGCGUUGUCGCCAAGAGUUUGAUGGGCGAAAGGAUGGGCGACAGGCCCGCCGAGAGCCUGGACGAGCGGCGGCCCUCCGCGUCGUCCCUGCAGGACACAAUGCGCGAGUUCGGCUCGUGGCUGACGGCAAGGAGGCCGUCCUCGAAUUCUAUCAGCGGGUCGGGCCUGGGAUCGAGGACCUCCUCCAAGUCGCCGCGUCGGCUGCACUUCCCGUGGAGGACGUCGGAGCCCGUCGCUGUGGCCCCCCCCGAGCGCACCGACUCCUUCGCGCUGAACGGCUGCGAUCGGUCACAGUCCGCGUCCUUAGCGACAAUCUUCGGGGCCGACGGGGUCCUCCCCGCCGAACGCGCCGCCGAUCCGUGA